This is a messenger RNA of Physella acuta, 5108 nucleotides long. Its product is annotated as TATA element modulatory factor. Lineage: Eukaryota; Metazoa; Mollusca; Gastropoda; Physidae. Gene Ontology annotation, cellular component: Golgi apparatus; endoplasmic reticulum. The record is from RefSeq and is a predicted model, not a curated record.
CGCUAACCGAUUGUGCCACUGGAGCUCCACGCUCAUGGCCGAAACCUAAGCAUCUCAUAGAUCAUAAGAUUUUUAUGAAAUUACCGUCAGCUUGUAUGAUUUUGUUGUUGGCAAGCAAUCUUGGGUUUUAGAGUGAGAUUUCACUAUGAGCUGGUGGGAUGCAUCUGGUAUCACCAGUCUUGCCUCACAGGCAUUGAAAAAUGCACAAAAAAAGAUUGACAAGGUACUUGACAUUGAAGAUGGCCCCUCUAAUAAAGAGAAAAAGAAAAAAGAGACUGGUGAGUCCAUCAGUAAAAAUGUGAUUGAAGAAAAGUCUGUGGGACAGGAAGGAGAUUUCUGGUCAGCUUGGAUGGGAACUGGAGGAAAGAAAGAAGCCAACUCAGCACCUGACCACCAUUCCUCCUGGAGUCUGCCAUGGUCAAACAGUGCUGCUGACAUCACGACUGAAACACUGGCACAGCAGAAGAGAACACAGGCUACAGAGGAUUCUGUUAGUGAAGUGAGAAAAGAAGGGGAGUUAUCAGAUGAUAGAGUAGAUGUGUUGCACGGUGUCGGCUUAGAUCACAACACAGCUCAGUCCAAUCAUGGAGCUGACACCUCAGACUGGAAAGAUUUUCCCAUUGAAGAGAGUAUGUUGGAAAAUGACCUUGAUGAAAGUUUACCUGAAAACGUUUUAGAUGUUCCACAAAUGCUGGAGGCCCAUCAUGAUGUGCAUGAGCCACACUAUGAUGUACAGGACACAACACAUCAUGAUGUGCCUGAGACAACACAUCAUGAUGUACAGGAGACAACACAUCAUGAUGUAAAGGAGACAACACAUCCUGAUGUACAAGAGACAACACAUCAUGAUGUAAAGGAGACAACACAUCAUGAUGUACAGGAGACAACACAUCAUGAUGUGCCUGAGACAAUACAUCAUGAUGUGCCUGAGACAAUACAUCAUGAUGUGCCUGAGACAAUACAUCCUGAUGUACAGGAGACAACACAUGAUGUAAAGGAGACAACACAUCAUGAUGUACAAGAGACAACACAUCCUGAUGUACAGGACACAACACAUCAUGAUGUACAGGACACAACACAUCAUGAUGUACAAGAGACAACACAUCCUGAUGUACAGGAGACAACACAUCAUGAUGUGCUGGGUACACAUCACCUUGACACUGCAACUGUAUAUGACAGAUUUAGCCUAGAGAACUGUGCUACAAGUUCAGGAGAGGUCAAUAUAACCCAGAAUGCAGCAUCAGCCAAACAUAUAUUUUCUCUAACAGAAGAAAACAGCCCAGCAGAAUUACAAAACAUUAGUAAUUUAUUACCAGUAGAAAAAGAUUUUUUUUCCUUAAAUUCCACAAGAGAAGGUAGUGCUAUACCUCUAACAAACUUAACUGAGGCUGUGGCACCCUUAAGUGAUUCUUUACAGGAGCAUGUUAUAGGAUCAGCUGAUGGAACAAUGGUCAGCACUACUGUACAGGGUGGUGGGGAUGACAUCUGUGAUGAGAGUCCAGCCGUCAUGUGUGGGAAGUCUGAGUUGUUGCUAGACUGUGUCAGCGUUGCUUCUCUGUGUGACCAGAGCUCAGACAGCAGCUCCACACUACACACUAGCACAGACAUGGGCAACUCAAGAACCAGCAGUGACCUCGACCUUCCUGAAGGUCAGGCCAGCAGCACGGGCUCAAGCUCUGAUACCAGCAGAUUUGACAGCAGCACGGACACAGUUGUGGACAGGUCAGUGGUGGAGCCGGACCCCCCGUACUCUCUGUUUGCAGAUGAUGCCACAGCAGAAGAUUCUGAUGAAAGAAUGAGUUCCUCCUACGUCAAGUGUAUGAUUGAAGAGGCCAUGGAUGACCUGAGCAAGACGGAAGACUCAGGCAGUGAGAACCAUUCCAGUGGAGAGAAGUCUGAAAGCUCCAAGGUAGACUCUGAGAGAAGUGCCUACAGUGGCCAUGAGUCCAGUGAUGAGAUUGAAACUACCACCUCCUCGGACAUAGAAAUUAUUUCAGCCCCGCACUCUAACGGGGAGUACCAGUCCUUUGAUUUAUCACCUCUGAAGAUAGCGCUCCAGAGAUCUGUGCAAGGUCAUGUGGGCUCUGACAGUCAGUCCAGCUCUAGUGCCAACAGUAAGGGAGAACUUGACCGCCUGAGUCCAGAGCGUGGGGAGGCCUCAGUGUGGCGGGAUGAGGAUUUUGCCCACCUUGCCAGUGAGGAAGCUUCAAACAAUCCUUACAACCCAAUGACAUUAUUGAAGCUGACUCAAACCAUUUUACAGCAGAAGGUGCAUGGGGGGCAGAAACUAGCAGAAAUGGCGGAGGUGCUACAGGCCAGAGAAAGCAAGCUGAUCCAGCUGAGUAAAGACAACCAUGAGCUCACAGAAGACAAUAACAUUCUCAGACAACAACUGCUGCAGCUGGAGGAGACAAGGGAAGCUGAAAGUGCUGACCUGACAGCCCUCACUCAGGAGUUCACAGCUAGACUUGGAGAGGCUGAGAAAAAGCUGCAGCAAGUCCUCAAGGAGAAAGAAUCACUCAAACAAGUAUUGGCAUCAACUGAAAAGGAACUGGAAAAAAGAUCUGCUGGCUAUGAUCUUAAAGCUCUGCUGGAUGAGAAGCAAGAACAAGUGACCCAACUCUUGGAAGAAGGAGAAAAACUGAGCAAGCAGCAGCUCCAGAACAGCAACAUCAUCAAGAAACUCAGGGCCAAAGAGAGGGAGACUGAUGCAACCAUUGCCUCACAGAGAAAAAAGCUGGAAGAUGUAACAAAAGAGCUGGAGAGGCUGACCUCUGUGUUGGAUACUAAGGAGGACAUGGAGAAGAAGCAAGCAGAAGCAAUAAACCAGCUAAACAGUGCUGUUCAAAGACAAGAUAAGGAGGUCAUUAAACUUAAGAGUGACCUCGAGGACUUGCAGGAAAAGAACAGAGGUUUGCAGGCAGCACUAGACAACUCCUACAAGGAGAUAGCAGAGCUACACCGCAGCAACGCCUCCCAGGACAGUAAAGCCCAGCAAGCUGCCCUCAGUGCUGAGACGCAUGUUAGGGAGGAGCUCAAGGCAGCCAUGGAGAGGGAGCAACAGAGGUUCCGUCAGGAGAGGGAGGCUUUCAUCAUGCAGGCAGAUGACCUGAGGCUAGAGAUGGCAAGGCUAGAGAAAGAACACAGCAGACGUGAAGAUUUACUUCGACAAGACAUCGCUCAUUUACAGGAUAGGCUGCAACAGGAUGAAGCCAGGAGUCAGGACCUAACACAGAGUGUAACCUCUGCCACACGACCCCUCCUGCGACAAAUUGAGAACCUACAAGCUACAUUUGGUGCACAAUCUGGAGCCUGGGAGAAAAUAGAAAAAACCUUGACUGACCGUCUUGCUGAGUGCCAGACAGCUCUAGCCUUGGCCCAGGAGAAAGAAAGAACAGCGCUGGAUCAGCUGAUGGAGCAGUCGGCCAAACUGGCCACACUAGAGGCCAGCAGCUCCAGGCUCAAGCAGGAGAAGGCCCAGCUCUCAGCUCAGCUGGAGGCUGAUAAGGCACAACUAGAGGAACUGGUGGAGUCCAGGAACAGCUUUGUGGCCCAGCAUGAAUCUGCUAGACAAAAAUUGAUGGUAGAGAUCAACCAGCUCAAAAUGGAUAAGAUCCACUUAGAAUCGCAGCUGACAGUAGAGCACACCAAGCUGGAGACAGAGCGCAAGAAAAUUUUGGCCUUGGAGGAGCAGCUGAGGUUUGCUCAAGAGCGUCCUCGCUCACGUGGGACACCCUCCCCUUCAUCGUCCCUGUCACUGAGUCGACAUGACAGUAUGAUAGGUAGUGUACAUGAUGGUCAGUCUUCAAUGCUGCAUUGGUCAUUCCAUGAUGAUGGGGAAUCUUCUGUGGUCAGUGGACCGCGACCUAGUGUCUACGACAGCCUGCGCCAGUCAGGAGCAGCUGUUGUUGUUGAGAAUUUAUCCUCACAACUUAAGCUCAAGGAGGGGGAAAUAUCCCAGUUACAGUCUGAGAUCGCCCAACUUGAGCGUACAAGAGAAUCAAUGGCAAGAGAGCUUGUGAACCUGAGUAACCAGAAUGAUGAACUACUGGAAGUUAAGGAGGCCCACAGACAACUGCAGGAGGAAUUCACAGAACUGAAUGGACGCUACAGUGCUAUUCUACAAAUGUAUGGUGAGAAAGAGGAACAGGUUCAGGAGUUGAGGUUGGACUUGCAAGAUGUGAAAGAAAUGUACAAAACUCAGAUUGAUGCAUUGUUGGCUAAGUAAACAUAAAUAGCUGUAUUAAACAGCUCAAGAACUACAGACAUGGGUUGACAAUAUUAUUAAAGUGAUUUUAUUUGUGUAUUUAAGUAAGUAACUGAUCAAAUGAUUAAAAUAGCAAUUAUUGGUGUUCUUAUACAAAUCUUUGGUAUCUUCAGAGAAUUAUGUUUAAUUUCUCUGUCAUUACCAAAUAAUUAUAAUCUAUUAUCAUUUUGAAUACAUUGCCACUGUAAAGUUGAUGUCAUGCUUCAAGAAUUGAUUGACCUCCCCUAUACAACUUUGAUGAUCAUUAGGUCUCACAUGUAGUGAAUGUAUCAACUAGUUCUUUACACUGCAUAGUUCAAAUGUUAUGAUCAUUACACUGCAUAUGUUUCUUAUGGCAGUGGCUAGUUUGUGCAUAACAUCUGAGAAUGUAAAAAAAAAAGGGGAGAAUUUUGUAUUUAUUUUUAUUUUUAUAUUUGAUUUUGCCAGACUGUGAUAGUGUUUUAGAGUGAGUCUCCUGUUUGUGUGGUUGUGUUUUAGAGUGAGUCUCCUGUUUGUGUGGUUGUGUUGUAGAGUGAGUCUCCUGUUUGUGUGGUUGUGUUUUAGAGUGAGUCUCCUGUUUGUGUGGUUGUGUUUUAGAGUGAGUCUCCUGUUUGUGUGGUUGUGUUGUAGAGUGAGUCUCCUGUUUGUGUGGUUGUGUUGUAGAGUGAGUCUCCUGUUUGUGUGGUUGUGUUGUAGAGUGAGUCAACUGUCUGAAAGUCUCUGUACAAAUUGGAACAUUUUAUUCCUGGACCGCCAUGUACAUAGCAGGGUUUGUAACUUGUCUUUCACAAAUUGCUUCUUGGAGGGAUUGCAGAAAUUGUGGGGAUUAAAUUUUUAUAAUCUAUAAAUGCUUGUCUUGAUU